Leishmania braziliensis MHOM/BR/75/M2904 is the source of this 582-nucleotide messenger RNA. The record is from the annotation of a RefSeq genome assembly. NCBI's taxonomy places the organism in Eukaryota, Euglenozoa, Kinetoplastea, Trypanosomatida, Trypanosomatidae.
AUGAGCUCUCAGGCUUUCGUUCUUUCUGGCCUCUGUCAGCCUGCUUACCCUCGCCCCUCCUACCCUCUCUGUAAAGUUAUGCGCGUUCGCACCUAACACACUCACGCUCUGCAGCGCAACAGCCCGGCGCUACACGGUCUAUUGGCGUUGCACGCCAUCUUCUCCAGUUGCUACUCUGUCCCCAUCUGCUUUACCUACCUCGGCGUUCGUUGGCAUCAGGGCAUCGCCACGACGCAGCAGCCGACGUGGUCGAUCUGCGCGCUCAUCCUUUGGUUCUGUACAGAAAGGGUACGGCUUUAGCUCGGCCGUCUGGCUAACAAACAAGCACUCUUUGGCGAGCUUGUCGCAUUCCUGGCUAUAACCCUCGUCCCACAGUUCCUGCUAGUUUCUCUUCUUCUGGGCCUCUUUCCGGAGUGCAAUGGCCUGGACUUUGGCGUGUGUAGCACGCAGAUCCUGCUGCUGGUACUCGAGUGCCUUGCGGCGGUGCACCUGUUGAUGCGGGUUACGAGGAACAACAUGGUUGACUUUUUACGUGUCUCUUGGCUCGCCCUACUGCUGAUGGGCAAAGCAGCACUCCUGUGA